CCUCAUCUACAGAAGAGCUUGGAAUUCGCCCAGGUACUUGGACUUGUCGAGGCUUGAAAUUGAAUCGAUCGCUUAGCGUGAAGUUCAGUAUCCUCCCUCCCAGAACUCUCCUCACUCGUCGCAAUCGCCCACGUACCUAACUCAUCUCCCCCCCCCGCCGCCUGGGCGUCAAUGGGUCUUUGGCCUACGAAUCCGGGAGAUCGUUCCUCGAUUAGCCACAAAAAUCAGCCCCGUCUCUCCCUUUUCUCCCGCCUGGUGCUCUGCUCCACUCUUCUGUUGGGGAUCAGCGUUAUCAUAAAAUCCCGACACCGUUUCCAUAAUAUUAAUUUCUUCCUACCCCACCAAGCCCCUUCAACCCACGCAUACUCGCACCUCGCCAACAUGUCCUACGAACACGAACGCUACAUUGCUGAACUUGCCGUUCAGCGCGCGACCCUCCUCACGCAGAAGGUGUUCAACGAGAAGGCCAAGGGCACCGUUUCGAAGGAUGACAAGUCACCUGUAACCAUUGGUGAUUUCGGAGCCCAGGCCCUGAUUAUCCAGGCCAUCCGCAAGAACUUCCCUAACGACGAAAUUGUCGCCGAAGAAGAAGCGAGCUCCCUCCGCGAAGAUAAGGCUCUGAGUGCUGAGAUUUGGAGAUUGGUCAAGGACAUCAAACUGGAGGAUGCUGAGAGCAAUGAGCUUUUGGGAGGCUCUCUGCCAAGCGAGGAGGCAAUGCUGGAUAUCAUUGACCAGGGAAAGAGCGCCGGUGGCCCCAAGGGUCGCAUUUGGGCUUUGGACCCCAUCGAUGGCACUAAGGGGUUCCUCCGCGGUGGCCAGUAUGCAGUCUGCCUUGGCCUACUAGAGGAUGGUGAUGUCAAGGUUGGGGCCAUUGGCACUCCCAAUCUUCCCGUUGAUGAUGCCGCUACCAUGUCCGCUUCCAUCGGCGUCGACCAGCACAGCGGGGCCGGAAACGGAGUCCUUUUCUCGGCCAUCAAGGGUCAAGGUUCGAUCAGCAGGCCCUUGCGAAAUGGGACCCUUGCUGAAAGUAGGCCGAUUUCUAUGCGUCCAGUUCCCCAUAUUUCCCAGGCCGUCUUUUGCGAGGGAGUCGAGGCUGGACACUCUGCUCAGGAUGAUAAUGCUGCUGUCGCUCAACUGCUUGGAAUUACCGCCCCCAGCGUGCGGCUGGAUUCGCAGGCCAAAUACUGCUCGAUUGCGCGGGGAGCCGGUGAUAUCUACUUGCGAUUGCCCGUGAAGAAGGACUACCAGGAGAAAAUCUGGGAUCACGCUGCAGGUGAUCUGAUUGUCCGAGAGGCCGGUGGUCAAGUGACCGAUAUCUAUGGUCAGAGGUUGGAUUUCAGCAAGGGCAGGACCUUGGCUGUUAACAAGGGAGUGGUCGCUGCUCCCAAGACCCUUCAGGAUGAGGUUAUCAGCGCCGUUAAGAAGGUCCUUAAGCUCUAAAUGGGUUUUACGAUGGUUAUUAGUGUGGAUGAUAAAUAUAAAUGCUGGGGUGCAUUUGGUCAAAUCCCGCACGCUGGAUGUGUCUAAAAGUACAUAGAAAUAGCUACCACUCGCCAACAGAAAGAAGAGUGCUUGAAUAUACAUAUACAGAAAACCAUAACCAAUCUCCCCUCUCCCAAAUAUGUAAACAUCCAGUUUACCGGAUCUUCUUAGCCUUCAUUCUGAUUGU
Molecule: messenger RNA, 1669 nt
Organism: Aspergillus ochraceoroseus IBT 24754
Lineage: Eukaryota; Fungi; Ascomycota; Eurotiomycetes; Eurotiales; Aspergillaceae
Product: 3'(2'),5'-bisphosphate nucleotidase
Exons: 1
Coding region: 172-1440 (422 amino acids)
Biological process (GO): sulfate assimilation; phosphatidylinositol phosphate biosynthetic process
Molecular function (GO): 3'(2'),5'-bisphosphate nucleotidase activity
Source: RefSeq, a predicted model, not a curated record